This is a messenger RNA of Protomyces lactucae-debilis, 2442 nucleotides long. RefSeq lists its product as uncharacterized. The coding region runs from base 64 to 2220 and encodes 718 amino acids. The transcript has a single exon. NCBI's taxonomy places the organism in Eukaryota, Fungi, Ascomycota, Taphrinomycetes, Taphrinales, Protomycetaceae. The record is from RefSeq and is a predicted model, not a curated record.
CCACAACCACGCACAGCUUAUCGACUGUAGCUUUGGCAAGAACAGCAUUGGCAUCAAUAAAGUAUGGAGCAUCGGCCCGUACAGCUCGGCGCAGCAGAGAUAUGGGAUACUUCCAAGUGCAUGCGCAUUCUACGACCACUCAAACUCAAAAUCAUGGCCUUGCAGCGGACCUUGACUAGCUCGCGAUCAGUCAUUGACGGCAUGACCAGCUGGAAGGACCUCUCCUCGACGACAUUCCGGCCGCCCAGUCAUAGUAAUACGUCGGAUGACUUCAGCGACGCAACGUAUGGUAGGCCAAAGGCGCGUAUGAUCAAGUACGGUUCAAGGAAGACUGCGAUUCGGAAGGCUGUUGUUGAUAGCGUCUCAACACCAGAAGACUUGAUUCAUGGCUUACGUGCAAGCAUGCCGCCUCAUCUAUCUGCAGCGUAUGUUGGCGUGUUUGAAGCGUACAAGGGCAUUCUUGAACGUUCGAAUCAGGUGGUUGCUAGGCCAAGUCUCGCAAGUCGCGCGGCAUCAGCAGUCGGCAAGUGUAUCGUCCUGACUUCCGAGGAUGUCACAGGUACGCCUGUUGAUGCCGAUGAGUGGUAUGAAGCGACACCAGCGCACCUCAGAACAGCUACCAUGAUUGGUCAAGCAUGUCAGACAAUCGUCAGCCAUUCCGAGAUGCUUGCCCCCAUCAUGCCUGCCUUGGCACUUUGUACAGCCCCACAUCCUCUUGCGUGUGAGAUACUCGAAGGCUUACUGUCAACAAUAUCAUUCACGGGUUGCAGAAAGGUCGGGAUGCUCGCUUUGCAACGUCUGGCGUGUCAACUGGGCUAUCCGCAGCUCCUGCAACGUCAUUAUGCGCAGCGUUUCUGUCUAUCCUACUUCAACAGUAUCAACAUACCGCUGCUGACAUUGCCGCAUCUCGAUGAGCCUCUCGACCAAGACACAUUUGCAUUGUACAAAAAGAUGGCACAAGCUGGCUUUGAUGGUUGCCGGCGCACCAAAGACGAUGAAGCAAGAGAGGCUAUUACUUCCACGCUUGAGGAAAUGGCAACACGCACUAUCCAGCAUGGAUCUGAGACUGUUCUCACGUACAUGGCAGACUUGUACUUGAGCAGACCACAGCGGUCAGGCGAGUUUGACGAAUUCCAGGUCCUUGGUAUGGCACACGAGGUAGCGCUUCUCCAGCAUCAAAGCAACUCACAGACGCAGCUAGUCUCUCUCCAGACGAGCUUCAGGCGUCUUUCACACUGCUCAAACAAGACACAGCACAUUGCUUCAAUGGUCAGUCUUUUCAGCCAGGACCAGGUUGUCACGCUUGCAGAGCUGUUAGUUGGCCGUGUUGAUCAGCUCGCAGUGCUCCUUGCGUAUGAAGCAGCAAACCAACAUCAGGGCGACUUUGUGGACUGGGCCAUUGAGGUAGAGCGAAGCGUCAUGGAAGCGAAAACUGACAGCAAUGCCGGACGCUGGCGAUAUGAGCCAUUGCUAGAUUCGUGGGUCGCAAGCACACCGGGAGUUAAGAAGAUCAAAGGCAUUCAGCAAAGCAUGCAGAGCGAACUUGAUGUGGAUGAAAGUACGGAUGAAACAGACUACGAGGCCGACACCUCUCAGCACAACUUUGUGAUUUGGGACGCCAAUGCAGACGAAAAGGAUCUCAUUUCGCCCUUUCAAGCGGCCAUCAAACCACUCGACUUGCAGGAUCUGUCUGCUCGUCGCCUUCAAGACCAGCAAGCGUCCGCAAAGGUGCUCAAGCGGUACAAGCAGCUUUCUUACGAAUCUUGCGGGAUGUCUCCGCUGGUGAAGCGUGCUCAGCAAGGCAUGAAACGCGUCUUGGACGAAAGCGACUUGAUGUCUUCGCCUAUUCAAGCGACUCGCAAGCGAUCACGCAUGCAUAUUGUCGAAUCCCUGCCUGUAGCAGACGACUCUGCCGAUACGAUGCCACGGUCGACGCAACACCGGUUGAGGCAGACUCGCAGUCGGCCGGACGUUCUAGUGCCUCUUUGUGACUCGCCACCAAAGGCGCGCGAGAUGCGUGCGCCAAUGCGAGAGCUCAAGAACCUCAAGAGCAGCUUUUUGUCCUUGAGACGCAAAAAGAACGCUGAGGAGCCAAGGCGACUUGCAACUGUGACCAAGACGCCUCUGAGACAAGCGACUAGGUAUGAGCUGAGCAGCAGUGACGAGGAAGAAGAGGUCGUUUGCCCUCUUUCUGAAAGCGAUGAGCUCUCACUCUUGUAAAUUACAUCAUUUGUCUAUCUAAGAGGUUCGAUCGUGCCCCUGAAACCUUGACCACAAACCACUCACGCAAAUGCUUCGUCAACUGUUAGCUGUGCAGUUGCAUGCUGUUCUGUCUAUCUUUUCUUCAGCAUCCCUCUUCUUGCUCCUAUCUCCGCUGCUAGAGCGGCACCGUAUAAGCUGUACGAUCCAUUUCGAGGCUAACAAGGCAGUCGCCACGAUCGC